CGUUUGGUGCAUUUUAAUAAUGUUUUUAAAGUUUACAAAAAAUUAAUAGGUUUUGAUUGCUAUCGCUGGCAUUUCUUAAAUGUCAAAACUGACGUACUCAUUUACAAAGAAUUGCUAUUUCGUUUAGAUGGCUGGUUGGGGUGGGUUUUCUGAGGAAGACCUGAAUAGAUUGAAGAAGCACCAUYUAAAGUCGGCCGAAUUUUCUCAAGAACCCGAUGAAAAACCUGAAAAUGUACGCAAAGCAAACUUUAGURCCGGACCUAAACGACAAAAACCCAGAGAAAAGAUAAAGACAAAACCUACAACAAGCAAAAGGGAACCUAAUGUCAGACAGGACCGAGCUGUCGAAAAAACAUCUUGUGAAACUACMAGGGACACUUCUGAAGUCAARUCGAUCCCAGAAGGCGAAACAUCCCGGGAUAAURCARAAGUUGAAAAGAUUCAAGGAAACGAGAAUGACAUUAUUGAACAGGAAGAGAAAGUCCCAGAAAUUAUUAUGGAGCCAGAAAGGAUACAAGAAAUUGAACUCACURCUCUUCAAAAGAUGCAACAAAAACAGAAGGAAAUAGAAGAUCAAAACAAGAAAAAGAAAGCAGCUUUACAAGAAACAAUAAGAACAAGGUUCAAGAGAACACAGGCAGAAGCUAACACCUUGAAGUAUGUCCACAAAGAGCUGGCUCACUUGGACAAUUUAUUAUCAGCUGAUGUUGCUGUGCUUAGAGACACUAUUGAAGAAGCAACAAGAGAGUACCAUUAUGCCCUAAAAAGAUAUGAGCACGCCGAGGGAGAGUUUGUUGCAGCAAAGUUGGAUCUUCACAGAAAAACCGAAAGAAAAGAAAUGCUUACGGAACAUUUAUUAGCAGUAAUUCAACAAAAUGAGGAAAGAAAAGCAAGAAAGCUAGAAGAACUUAUGGCAAAACUUGAUGUAUCCGAUGAAGUGCUUGAAGAAAACAUCCGUAAAAUAAACCAUAAUACUAAUACUGGAAAACAAAGUGAGACRAAUGGAAACAAAAUGGAAAAAGAAAAAMUGGACAAUGAUGAKAAAAACAYACUUGUUGAAACUAUAAAGGACGAUACACUUAAUGAAGUUACUGAAAAAGAAAACACAAGUCAAGAAACUGAUGAAAGUAAAAAUACCUUAAAAGAGGAUAUAGAAAAAAAUGUGAAUCCUGAUGUGAAUCAAAUAGUCUGUAGUAGUAAUGGUGUAACAUGUUGACAUCUUUUAAAAGCUCUCUGGGUUAGAUAGUUUAUAAAAAAUAUACAAUAUUGCUUCAGAGAAUACUUUUUUAUAUUAAGGCUCUUAGGAAUCAUACAAUGUGUAUGCAAGAGUAUCAAUGUUGUUAUAAAUAAAMUUUUUAAUGGA
This is a messenger RNA of Exaiptasia diaphana, 1363 nucleotides long. Its product is annotated as RAB6-interacting golgin. The record is from RefSeq and is a predicted model, not a curated record. Gene Ontology annotation, biological process: non-motile cilium assembly. Lineage: Eukaryota; Metazoa; Cnidaria; Anthozoa; Actiniaria; Aiptasiidae. Bases 128 to 1216 code for a protein of 362 amino acids. The transcript is spliced from 4 exons.